GGGCAAUUUAGUAAUUUAUCAUUUGAAUAAUUUUAUUAGGCUCCGAGGGCAUAUUCGUCCCGAAACAUUUGAUAAACCCGCCGCUGCCGGCCUUCUCUUUCUCCACUUCCGCCCAUCCCCAACUGCGAUUCUGCGAACAGAAUGCCGAUCUCUGGAAGCGAUCUCCUUCAAGAUCAGAACGCCGGCGGAAGCGAUUCCGACUCUAAUACCGACGAAUCGCCGGAAUUUUACGAGCCAAUCUCUGUCAUCGAUGUUGAUGACGACGACGACGACGAAGAUUCUGAUCGGGUCAACUCAGAUGAGGAUCACCAGCAUCUCGCCUCUAAUUUUCACACGUUCCCGAACGGCUACGCUCGCGGAGCUGAGAACAGAAUAUCGGCCCUGGAUCUAAACGACGGCGAAGAAGAGGAUGAGGAGGAGGAGAGGAUGAGGGAAGCUUCAGAUUCAGCGAUUCGCAGGGCCUUCAGAGAGGACGAGAGCCGCCGGAACGCUCCUCUGACGCCUGAGAACGCGGAGAGGGUGAGGGAGGCGAUGCGCGGAGUCGUGUUUCCUGUUGAACUGUGUCCUGAGUGGGCGCGUCAAGUCCCGGAGGAUCGGUGGGUUGAUCGGCUUAGGAGAUUGAGGCAGCCGCCUCAUUCUGCAACUUGAAUACGCAACUGAGAAAAGCUAAUCCCCAGCAAGGGAGAGAGGGUUUCUCUAUGUGUUUUGGUUUUCAUCUUUGCUUUUGUCUGCGUAAUGUUUAGUGAAAUUCCUGAAAGACCAUCAUAUUGUUUUUGUCUUUGAUCUAAUUUCAUAAUCCCCAAGUUCAAUGCAAUUUUUAUUAAUUAAAUUUUUUAUUUAAAA
Molecule: messenger RNA, 843 nt
Organism: Malania oleifera
Lineage: Eukaryota; Viridiplantae; Streptophyta; Magnoliopsida; Santalales; Ximeniaceae
Product: nuclear polyadenylated RNA-binding protein 3
Exons: 2
Coding region: 142-648 (168 amino acids)
Source: RefSeq, a predicted model, not a curated record